CAUCAGCCCGGCCCGGCCCGCCUUGCCCGCAGCGUCCGCGCUGCUCCGCACACAGAUCAACGGAGCAUCCACCAUCUCCAAAUUGGUUUGUCAUUUCUGACCCCUCUCUCCUGCCAACAGGUCACGGCCCUCGACUGCUCGGUGCGCGGACUUCAGAAGUCUGCAGGGACGUAGACAGCCGUGAGAGAGACCGGCAAAGAGGGGAGAGAGAGGGAGAGAGAGAGAGAGCGAGGAAACGAUAGAGAGAUAGAGCGAGAGAGAGAGAGAGAUGCUGGUCUCCGGUACUCUAAUGGAUUCAGUCCAUCUGAACGGACGGCAUACCAUCCUUUACGCUGUGUGAGCAGUCAUCGGGACACGUCUCGCUGGCUUACGGUUGUCGGUUGUACCCCCGGUUUGCUCGUUCGGUGACGGCCGCCGAUUUUUUUUUUCUUUCUUUCUUUCUUUUUUUAUUUUUUAUUUUUAUUUUUUUGCUCAAUCGGGAGGAUUCGUUCAACCGCUUUUAUUCACCGGAGCCGUCGUCGACCGAACUUAUUGAUUGAAAGGAAAAUAUUUUCCGUCCCAACAUUUGUAGUCGGCGGGGGACGACUGUAAGCGCAUCGGGGGAAGGUUAAAACGAGACCGUCCGCACUGGAUGUGCCUACUGCGCUGAACUGAAAACUGAAACAUAUGGGCUGUAUGGUGUCAGUAGCAGUGAGCUGUGAAAGGAGCAGCUCCCUCCAAAAUUGUCUGGGCUCAACAGGAAGUACUGCUGCAUCUACUUCCAGGUCAACUGCAGAGGUCAUGAGGACCGCUGGCCUGCUAUUCCUCUGUGUCCUGUUUGCUCCCAUCACCGUUGCCUCCAGCCGUGCCCCUAUUCCCAUGGCGGUGGUGCGCAGGGAGCUGUCCUGUGAGUCCUACCCCAUAGAGCUUCGCUGCCCUGGCACAGAUGUCAUCAUGAUCGAGAGUGCCAACUAUGGCCGCACCGAUGACAAGAUCUGCGACUCCGACCCUGCCCAAAUGGAGAACACACGAUGCUACCUGCCUGACGCAUACAAAAUCAUGUCGCUAAGAUGCAACAAUCGUACCCAGUGUGCUGUUGUGGCUGGUCCUGAUGUCUUCCCAGAUCCUUGCCCCGGCACAUAUAAAUACCUGGAGGUCCAGUAUGAGUGUGUCCCAUACAUGUUCUUUAACAAGGAGCGCACCCGCAACAUUGUCAAGUUUGACCUGCGCACGCGCAUCAAGAGCGGCGAGGCCAUCAUCGCCAACGCAAACUACCACGACACCUCACCGUACCGCUGGGGCGGCAAGUCGGACAUUGACCUGGCAGUGGAUGAGAACGGCCUGUGGGUGAUCUACGCCACGGAGCAGAACAACGGGCGCAUCGUGGUGAGCCAGCUCAACCCUUACACCCUGCGCAUCGAGGGCUCCUGGGACACCAGCUAUGAUAAGCGCACGGCCUCCAACGCUUUCAUGAUCUGCGGCGUCCUGUACGUGGUGAAGACCGUGUAUGAGGACGACGACAACGAGGGGACGGGCAACAAAAUCGACUACAUGUACAACACUGAUAAGAGCAAGGAGACGUCGCUCAGCAUCCCGUUCCCCAACUCUUACCAGUACAUCGCGGCGGUGGAUUACAACCCCAGAGACAACCUGCUGUACGUGUGGAAUAACUACCACGUGGUCAAGUACUUGCUGGACUUCGGUAACAACGACUACCGUCAACCUGUGGGCCCUCCUAACCGGGCAGGAGGUGGUGGAAGUUCCUCCUCGACCAGCCGCACCACCACCACCACCCGUUCUCCCCCCUACUUUACCACCCCACGACUUCCCCUCACCACUUCCCCAGGCCAACGUUACCGGACCACCACCACAGUCCGCCAGUCCGCCUUGGUCCCCCCGGGCGGCUCGUCCUCUGACACCAACCAGAUUCCUGACACCAACAAGAAGGUUGGGGGACGGUCUCCACCAGUUAAGCCCCUUCCACAAGCCCCUCAGCCCCCUGUCCAGCCCUCCCAGGACUUCUGCAGUCCCAGGGUAGCGGCAGACGUGUCCUGGCCCCGCACCCAGCAGGGCCACACUGCCAAGCAGCCAUGCCCCGUAGGCACAUUAGGCGUGGCCACGUACAUGUGCGUGGCCCAGCUGGGCUACUGGAGUCCCCGGGGUCCUGACCUCAGCAACUGUACGUCGCCCUGGGUCAACCACAUCAUGCAGAAACUCCGCUCGGGUGAGACAGCAGCCAUCGUGGCCCGGGAGCUGGCUGAGCAGACCAAGGGCCUGCUGCAUCCCGGCGAUGUGACGUCCACAGUGCGAGCCAUGGCCCAGCUGGUGGAACUGCUGGACGUCCAGCUCAGGAACCUCACCCCCGGGGGAAAGGACAGCGCAGCCCGCAGCCUCACCAAGCUCCAGAAGAGAGAAAGGUCGUGCAGGUUUUUCACGCAGGCGAUGGUGGAGACAGUGAACAACCUGCUGCAGCAACGGGCCCAGGCGGCCUGGAGGGAGCUGCCCAGCAGCAUGCAGCUCCAUGCGGCCACGAUGCUCCUGGACACCGUGGAGGCCGGCGCCUUCAUGCUGGCCGAUAACCUGCUCAAGACGGACACCGUGCAGGAGACCGCCGACAACAUCCAGCUGAAAGUAGCCAGACUGAGUACAGAUGGGAAGCUGGAAGACCUGACGUUCCCUCAGUCAGAGUUACAUGGAAACUCCAUCCAGCUGUCAGCCAGCACACUUAAACAGCAUGGCAGGAAUGGGGAGAUCAGGAUGGCCUUUGUCCUGUACAGGAACCUGGGUUCGUACCUGUCCACGGAGAACGCCAGUGUCAGACUGAGCAGCGAGGCGGUCUACGCUAACUACUCUGUCAUAGUCAACUCCCCGGUCAUCACGGCGUCCAUCAAUAAGGAGAGCAACAAGGUCUAUCUGUCCGAGCCCGUGGUCUUCACUGUCAAACACCUACAGCAUUCGGAGGAGAACUUCAAUCCCAACUGUUCGUUCUGGAGCUACUCCAAGCGCACCAUGACGGGAUUCUGGUCCACGCAGGACUGUCGUCUGCUGGCCACCAACCGCACACACACCACCUGCUCCUGCACACACCUCACUAGCUUUGCUGUGCUCAUGGCCCACGUGGAGGUCAAGAAACCAGACUCCAUGCACGACCUGCUCCUGGAUGUCAUCACCUGGGUGGGGAUUCUGCUCUCGCUGGUCUGCCUGCUUAUCUGCAUCUUUACCUUCUGCUUCUUCCGUGGGCUGCAGAGCGACCGCAACACCAUCCACAAGAACCUCUGCAUCAGCCUCUUCAUCGCUGAGUCACUGUUUCUGGUCGGGAUCAACAGGGCCGACCAGCAGAUUGCCUGUGCGGUGUUCGCGGCCCUGCUCCACUUCUUCUUUCUGGCAGCCUUCACCUGGAUGUUUCUGGAAGGGGUGCAGCUUUACAUCAUGCUGGUAGAGGUGUUUGAGAGCGAACACUCCAGGACUAAGUACUUCUAUCUGGCAGGCUACGGGGUUCCUGCUGUUAUAGUGGCCGUGUCCGCUGCAGUGGACUACAGGAGCUAUGGCACCGACAGAGUUUGCUGGCUGCGGUUGGAUACGUACUUUAUCUGGAGCUUUAUAGGGCCUGCCACCCUCAUCAUAAUGCUGAACGUAAUCUUCCUGGGUAUCGCUCUUUAUAAGAUGUUCCACCACACUGCUAUUCUCAAACCAGAUUCUGGAUGUCUGGAUAACAUCAAGUCUUGGGUGAUCGGCGCCAUCGCUCUGCUGUGUCUGCUGGGCCUGACCUGGGCCUUUGGCCUCAUGUAUAUAAAUGAGAGCACUGUGAUCAUGGCCUACCUCUUCACCAUCUUCAACUCCCUGCAGGGCAUGUUCAUCUUCAUCUUCCACUGCAUACUCCAGAAGAAGGUACGUAAGGAGUACGGCAAAUGUCUGCGCACCCACUGCUGCAGCGGAAAAAGUGUGGAGACCUCCAUCUCCUCCUCCAGUAAGACCACCACCUCUCGGACACCCGGCCGCUACUCCACAGGCUCACAGGUGAGCUUACCUGCCUGCACACCAGGACGCUACAGCACUGCAGACUCUCAGAGUCGCAUCAGACGGAUGUGGAACGACACCGUGAGGAAGCAGGAGUCUUCCUUCAUCACCGGAGAUAUCAACAGCUCUGCCACACUCAACCGAGGAGCCAUGGCUAAUCAUCUUAUAACUAAUGCUCUCCUUCGUCCCCAUGGUACUAACAAUCCUUAUAACACUCUCCUCGGGGAUUCGGCAGUCUAUAACAAUCCAGCUGUGGGCAUGUACAACACCCAAGCACCGUACCGUGACACAAAGGGCAUCCUGAACAAUGCCAGGGACUCCAGCGUCAUGGAUACGCUCCCGCUCAACGGUAACCAUGCCAACAACUACAGCAUGGCCAGCAGCGAGUACCUGAGUGACUGCGUCCAGAUUCUGGACCGCAGCGGCGGCUAUGGUACCCACAUUAACCAUAAGGAGACCACGCUGGAGAAGAAGAUCCUGAAGGAGCUGACCUCGAACUACAUCCCAUCCUACCUCAACAACCACGAGAGGUCCACCACCGAGCGCAACCACAACCUGAUGAACAAACUGGUCAACAGCAGCAUGGCCAACGGAGGUGGCAUGGUAGGCGGCAGCAGCAGCAGUGGUGUCAGUAGCAACAUGGGCAGUAGCAAAGAGGACAAUGGCCCCAUGGUGCUGGACAAUCCCACAGCCUUCCCUCACGAGGAGAACCUGGGCCUGGAGAUCAUCAGGGAAGAGUCCAAUGCGCCACUGCUGCCCCCACGGCCCCCUCCGCCAGACAGCCAACCCCCACCACCCCCUCCCCCCCACAGCUUCUCCCGGCCCCGCCGCAUUCCCCAAGAGACCAGUGAGAGCUUCUUUCCCCUCUUGACCAAUGAGCACACCGAUGAGCACACGCACUCGCCCAAUCACAGAGACUCUUUGUACACCAGCAUGCCGGUGCUGACUGACGUCCCGGAUGGCCAGAUGAAUGGUUUAACAGAUGGCGAGGAAGAGAGCUCUGGGGAGCUGCAGCCCUGUAAGAGCGCCACUGCUCCAGAGCUGGAUGACGUCUACUAUAAGAGCAUGCCCAACCUGGGCUCUCGCAACCACCUUCAUGAGCUACAGAGCUACUAUCACAUGGGCCGGGGGGGCAGCGACGGAUACAUGGUGCCAGCCAACAAGGAGGAUUCUGAUUCAUCACCUGAGGAGCCUCCUGUAGAUCCUUCCCACCUGGUCACUAGUCUAUAGAGCUACUAAGGGGACUCCUGUCCCUCCCCAGCCCACCCUUGCACUCCCGACUCUCCAAUGAAAGUGGUUGUGUGUUGAUUGACCGACUCCGUGGGCCCACCCCUUGGUUUAUGUACUGUGUUUGAUAUUCUCGAUGAUUCGUGACAAUAUGGAGAAGGUAUCGCUGGUCAAAAUGAAAGGAAAGAUCAGAGGUGUUGUCAUAAGUUCAGAGUGAAAAGGCAGUUUUGAAAACAUUUAAUGUGAAUAUCAUACAGGAAUGGAACCACCAAGGGGAGGAACGUGAGAUGGGAUCCUGUAAUUUUACUUCCCCUCUUACUUUAAUCUGGAAUUUUGGAUUAACAGUAGCCCUACACAUUCCCCAAUAUGGACUCCGAGCAGAUCAUAACAUAUAGUUCCCACUUCCAUCACUACAAGGGCACGGCCCCAUGCCCUGGACUAAGGAGCUCUGUCCGUCUGUCUGUCUGUCUGUCCGUCUGUCUGUCUUAUUCUCCAAGACAUUUAAAGGGAUGUUGUUUAUUCCUCUUCAAAGGGUACUACAGGACAGCAAACCGCAAGGGUCUAAACAGGAACUGGCCCCAACAAGGCCCAACUCCACUACUUGCCAAUCAAGUGGAGUGUGUAUGAUAUAUAUGCCCUAACAACUGAUCAUCCCAGAAACUAUUUUGUUAGACAACCGAACCAUAGCCAUAUCACUCUGUUCUCAAUUAUCUCCACGUUGGUAUCUGCUAAACUGGACUUGUGUCUGGGCUGGUGUAACAUUCCCGCAAGUUGCAGUGGGACUGCAGCAACUGUAUAUUUGACUGAAAACAAAGAAGGAAAAAUCCUUUCAUGAAAGACUAGAUGAAAAAAGACGAACAAUGGGUUAAAUUUCUCCUUUCUCCUUGGAAGUUUUCGGUUAUCAAAGGAUGAUGACGUAAUCACACACAGUUUAUAUGUAUUGUACAGAAUGCAGAUACAAAAGUUGCGUAUGACCAAGUCAUGUUUAUAUUUUUUAUUUUAAGUUGCCAACUUUUUUGUUUUCUUUUUUUUUGUGGAACUGUCCUCAUCUGCUCACACAUAGAUAACAGAACAAGCUAGAAACAACCAACCCUCAUUUCAUGUUUUCUUAAAUACGGAGACAGUAAGCACCACUUAAUUAACACACAUGUAUACCCUACGCACACUUUAUUCUGGUCCUUUUAUAGCAACACCACCAUCACUUAUAUUUUGAAAGUCAAUUGUAACUAUAUAUUUUUACCACUGUGUAAAUUUAAAAUUAAAGGGAAAGUGAUAUGUGGCAAAGUUAUCAAGGAGGACUGUCGCUGCCGUGGAUGCUAACUAUGGAAAUGUUAAGUUGUAAUGAUUCCAGGAGGAGAUGGCCCGUGCAUUGCUCAUAGGCACGUGGAUAAACCUGGGUCUAAAGAAGCAAGGCUGGCAAAUACUUGGGAUUUUAUGUGGCUUUCAUAUAUGCACCAUAUCCUGUCUAUUGCCAAAUACUCUUAUCAAUCGAUGACCAUUACCUGCUCGGGCCAGUUCAAACAUAACUGUACAGCAAAGAAUACACAGAAUGUUAGAAAAUUAGACACGCAGAAGAAAAAGAAAAGAAAUUCUAAGUGAAAAGCGUGGGUCCUAUCUGUGACCAUGAUUAAGCCAUGCAGGUUCACUGAUGAGCCAAAACAUUAUGACCACUCACAUGUGAACAGAAUCAUGUUGAUCAUCUCCAAACAAGGGCACGUGUCAAGGUCUGGGUAGAUUAGAUGGUGAGCGAACAAUCAGUUCUCGUAGUCAACAUGUUGGAUGCAGGAGACCUGAGCGACUUUGACAAGGGCCAACUUGUUAUGGCCAGACGACUGGGUCAGAGCAUCUCUGAAACCGCACGGCUUGUGUGGUGUUCCCAGUCAGCAGUCGUGAAUACCUACCGACAGUGGUCCGAGGAGAGACAAACCACAAACCGGCGACAGGGUGUUGGGCGCCCAAGGCUCAUCGAUGUGCGAGGGCAACGAAAGCUAUCCCAUCUGGUCCAAACCGACAGAAGGUCUACUGUGGCACAUGUCUUAGAAACUUUUAAUGAUGGUGACAAUAGGAAUGUGUCACAACACACAAUGCAUCGCACCCUGCUGCAUUUGGGGCUACAUAGCCGCAGACCAGUCACAGUGCCCGUGAAGACCCCUGUUCACCAUCAAAAGUGCCUACAAUGGACACACAAGCGUUGGCACUGGACCUAGGAGCAGUGGAAGAAGGUUGCCUGGUCCGAUGAGUCCCAUUUUCUUUUACAUCACAUGGAUAGAUGUAAACGUGGGCUUUUUACCGGGGCAAGUGAUGGCACCAGGAUUCACUGUGGGAAGAUGACAAGCCGGUAGUGGGAGUGUAAUGCUCUGGGUAAUGUUUUGCUGGGAAACCCAGGGUCCGGCCAUUCAUGUGGACAUCAAUUUGACACGUGUCACCUACCUAAACAUCAUUGCAGACCAGGUACACCCCUUCAUGGCAAUGGUAUUCCCUGAUGACAGUGGCCUCUUUUAGCAGGACAAUGCACCCUUGCCACACUGCACACAUUGUUAGGAAAUGGUUUGAGGAACAUGACAAAGAUUUCAAGGUGUUGCCCUGGCCUCCAAGUUCUCCAGAUCUCAAUCCACAAGCAUAUGUGGGAUGUGCUGGACAUACAAGUCCAAUCCACGGCGGCUCCACCUUCCAACUUACAGGACUUGAAGGAUCUGCUGCUAAUGUUUUGGUGUCAGAUACCACAGGACACCUUCAGGGGUCUUGUAGAGUCCAUGUCUCGGUGGGUCGGCACUGUUUUGGCGACAAAUGGAGGACCAACAGCAUAUAGGCAGGUGGUCAUAAUGUUUUGGCUCAUCGGUGUAUAUUGAAGUUGUGAAACCUCUGCACAUGGCGGCACUCUCUAGUGUGGAAAGCCAAUGUUUACUUAUGUAGGGAAAAUUUUCAUAAGUGUCUGAAGUGUGUAGCUUGCACAUGUACCCCACAUGCCCGCCCCCCAUGAGAGAAAUUAUUUAUUUAUCUGUUUAUUGGGUUAUAAAGAGCAAAACAAACAUAGAGGGAAGAACGCUGGUUACAAGAAGGGGUAGAUAAAGUGGCACUAAGAGGUUUUUUUUUUUCUUUUUUAAAUUAUUAUGAUUAUUAAUACAAUUAUUAUUGAGAAUUAUUUAUUCUUUUUGUAUGGGUUUCAAGGUGAAUGAUCUCAUAACUAAUAUUUGUUGUAAAAGUGAAAGUUGUUUGCCAACAAAUAAAUUACUGACAUAGCUUGGCUGUUCCCUGCCUCUUGACCCUUCAGGUUGUACCUUGAACCUAAAUACAAAUAUGAGGUUAUUGUCCUUUGAAAAACAAAACUUGUCAACCUGUCCUGUCAAACCUGUGUGAAUUUAUUGCGGAUUUGCAUCUUAGACCGUUCAGACUUUAUACGUGCGUAUUGCCAUCAAGUUGUUUUUGCCAGAGUGCAUUUGUACUAGACAAAGUUCACGUUUUCUCUAAAUGAUGGAUCCGUCACUGCAGCUGAGAGCAGGAUGAUGCAACUGACAGUGCCAGUUCAGUAAAUGUACUAUUAGUUUUUUAUGGAGCGAACCAGUUUAUAUACCUGCAGUGAUUUUCCUUGGUGGACUGUACUGGGUAUUUCACUCUCUGGCAUGCAUACUUCCACAUUCACCCCCAGUUCAUGAAUUCUCAUGGUAAAUAUUACUACUGUUGCCGUUAGACUUUUUCCUUGCAGCCCUUUG
Lampris incognitus (smalleye Pacific opah) is the source of this 8933-nucleotide messenger RNA. RefSeq names its product adhesion G protein-coupled receptor L3.1 (gene adgrl3.1). The transcript has 24 exons. Bases 667 to 5226 code for a protein of 1519 amino acids. Gene Ontology annotation, molecular function: carbohydrate binding; G protein-coupled receptor activity. Lineage: Eukaryota; Metazoa; Chordata; Actinopteri; Lampriformes; Lampridae. Gene Ontology annotation, biological process: brain development; cell surface receptor signaling pathway; adenylate cyclase-activating G protein-coupled receptor signaling pathway. The record is from RefSeq and is a predicted model, not a curated record. Gene Ontology annotation, cellular component: cell-cell junction; membrane; glutamatergic synapse.